UUCUGUCAAGACGCUUAUUUGUACACAGCUGUAGUGUGCAACACGUGCGUGCUCGCGGACGGAAUAUCGGUGAUAAGCUAGUCUUUACUUACAUUAUUGAUAAAAUGGGGGUUCACGACAAUGCAGAUUCGAAGUACAGUGUUAUGGGUGCUUCGAGUUUUUCAAAAUUGGCACCGAAACGUCCUAAUACCGUCGUGUUUAACGAUACUCCCAGUAAAAUUCAAAAGUACGAAGAUACUCAACAAACUGUUCAGACAGAAAACGUGGAUAAAGGAAUUAUUAGCUUACAACAGCAGAGGAAAACUUUACCGGUGUACAGGCUUCGUAAGCGACUGCUCGAAGAGAUCCGCAAAAACAAAACCUUGAUCAUUAUCGGCGAAACGGGCAGUGGUAAGACCACCCAAAUCCCUCAGCUACUUCUUUCAUCCGGAAUAGCUGGCAGUUCCGGUUGUAUCGGUAUCACUCAACCGCGGAGGGUGGCGGCUGUAAGCAUAGCGCGUAGGGUGGCACAGGAACAGGGUGUCGAAACGGGUAAAUUAGUUGGAUAUUGCGUGCGUUUCGAGGACGUCACAUCCCCUCAAACCCGAAUCAAGUAUCUAACGGAUGGAAUGAUGGUUCGCGAAGCAAUGACCGAUGAAAUUCUGUCGGAUUAUACGGUGGUGAUCUUGGACGAGGCUCACGAACGAUCGGUGCAGACGGACGUGUUACUAGGGGUUGCAAGACGAGCGCAAAACUUACGAAAGCUUAAGAAUCUACCACCUUUGAAGCUGCUAGUCAUGUCGGCGACGAUGGACGUCGAUAAGUUCUCCAAGUAUUUUCAAGCACCGCCCGUGUACUUGGAGGGUCGUCAGCAUCCGGUGAAGAUUUAUCAUGCCGUCAAGUCGCAGGAAGAUUAUGCGUUCUCCGCGCUUGUUACUGCCUUUCAGAUUCAUCGCGACAACCCCGCCAACGAGGAUAUUCUGAUCUUUUUAACCGGACAAGAAGAGAUAGAAGCAGCAGUUGCGAGUGCAAGACAAGUAGCUAAACAAUUGGACGGACAAGGGUAUCUUCCGUUAAAGGUCUUUCCAUUGUAUUCCGCUUUACCGACUCAUCAACAAUUAGAAGCUUUUAAACCAUCCCCUCCAGGAAUGCGGAAACUCGUUUUGGCUACCAACGUGGCUGAAACCUCUGUUACCAUUGGCGGAAUUCGACACGUGAUCGACACCGGCGUGGUCAAAGCAAGAACUCAUCACCCAACGACAGGGUUGGAUGUAUUGAGGGUGGAGAAAGUCUCAAAGGCACAGGCGUGGCAGAGGACUGGCAGAGCGGGCCGAGAAACGGCUGGUAAAUGUUAUAGGACGUACACGAAAGAAGAAUUCGAGAGGAUGAAGGAGAUGCCUGUGCCCGAGAUACAGAGAUGUUCCCUCGCGGGAGUAGCCCUACAACUCCUUGCCAUCGGGGUUGAUAUCACCACCUUUGAUUUUAUGGACAAACCACCGAAGGAAGCGGUCGACGUCGCGGUGACCUGUUUGGAAAAACUGGGCGCUGUUAAAGGUUCUCCACCGCAGCUGACUACGCUCGGCAGGACAAUGUCUCUAUUCCCAUUGGACCCACGGUUCACCAAGGUGAUUCUUGCUUCCGUCGAGUAUCACUGUCUCGAAGAAGCUCUCACAGUCGUUUCGUUAUUGUCUGGAGAGUCCGUCUUCACCGAUCCACCUGCGAAACGACAGCAAGCUUACGUCGCCAGAUCGAGAUUCGCUUCACCCGAGGGAGAUCACGUCACGUUGCUGAACGUUUUCCGUGCAUACAUGAACACGAAGCAGAAGAAGGUCUGGUGUCACGAAAACUUUCUGCAUCAUAGAAAUCUGGAGUACGCCACGGAGGUGCGACAACAGCUCGCCGCAUUGGCGGAACGCGCGAAUUUGGAGAAGGCGAGCUGCGGUACGAAUACGGAGCAACUGAGAAAAGCGCUCCUCGAGGGUCUAUACGACAAUCUGGCGGAACUGCAAAGGGACCAAAAUUAUGUUACAGUGAGCUCGAAGCAGCCGGUAGCAAUACAUCCUUCCUCGACGUUACAUGGUACUAAGCCACCGCUGGUAUUGUUCACGGAGGUCGUAGCCACUGGAAGAUGUUAUCUUCGUGGUUUGUCUGUCAUUGAGCCCUCGUGGUUGAAUGAAAAAGGACUCAAUAUCGGGAAACACGACUAAGGAUAUAUAGUGUUCCAUGGACUUUAUCAGAAGAAGGAAAAGCACACGCGGAAGAGUGCUUUUUAUUGGAUAGUUGUAAUUUUGAAUUAUUCGUAAGACUCAUUUUAUAUUGUACACAGAAUUUUAAUAAAAUUGAUUGUAUUCUCGUUGAAAA
Molecule: messenger RNA, 2340 nt
Organism: Osmia lignaria (orchard mason bee)
Lineage: Eukaryota; Metazoa; Arthropoda; Insecta; Hymenoptera; Megachilidae
Gene: ath
Product: ATP-dependent RNA helicase DHX33
Biological process (GO): positive regulation of transcription by RNA polymerase I
Cellular component (GO): intracellular anatomical structure; nucleolus
Molecular function (GO): ATP hydrolysis activity; double-stranded RNA binding; helicase activity
Source: RefSeq, a predicted model, not a curated record